UUUGUACUGGUACAUUACAAUAUUCUCCAUCAUCGUAGUCCAUAUUUUUGUCCCUUGUUCAUUUCUUUAUUUCAAUUUCAAACCUUUUCCUCUCCCUUCCAUCACAUGGAUUCUUUCAACCCCUAUACCCUCUUACGCAACCACAAAAUUAAAAUCAAAACCACUUUUUUUAUUGUUACACAAAUGAAGAAAUCACAUUUCCCCUGAAUUUUCCCAUCUCUUAACUUUUUAGGUCAAUCGGAGAAACCUUUCACCCCGGGUGCGUAGGAUUAGGAACUUACAAAACAAAACCGUGUUGUAUUUGUUUUAAUCUGGACCGUACACGUGUACGCAGAUGGGAGCGGAAGUGAUUGUAACAAACUGGGGCACUUGGGAGGAGCUCCUCCUUGGCGGAGCUGUUCUCCGCCACGGAACUCGAGAUUGGACGGUGGUUGCCGCUGAGCUCCGAGCCCGUACACUUUCUCUUUCUCCAUACGCUAUCACACCAGAGGUCUGUAAAGCCAAAUACGAAGACUUGCAACAGCGCUAUUCAGGGUGCACGGCUUGGUUUGAGGAGCUUAAGAAGAGAAGGGUAGCAGAGCUUAAGAAAGCUUUGGAACAAUCCGAAGAUUCAAUUGGGUCUCUUGAAUCGAUGCUUGAAUCUCUCAAGGCCGACAAGAAUGAGAAAAAAGAUGAUUGUCGUGUUGACAACGACACAGUUGGACCAGAAUUAGACGUUCCUUUGCAAAAAUUGGAGAGAGUUGAAUCUUCCACUAAAGAAGUGUCGAAGGAUGGACUAUCUGCAGGGAGUUUCACACAUCAAACCGAGACAAACUGGUCGCAUGAAUGCCAGGUUCCUGCAAUGUCUUCUGAAGACAUGGAGAUUAGCCCUGAAGUUUCAGGGUCUAUUGAAAAUGAUAAAAUUUUGAAUGUAGAUAAGUUGACACAUACUGUGUAUGAAGGACAGGGAGGGUGUUGUAAAAAACGGAGAGGAAAGAGAAAGAGAAAGGAUUGCGGCAAAAAUAUUAAUGAAGUGAGUGUAAAAGAAAGUGACUUUUCAAUUGAUAUGUCCCGGUUUAAAGAAAGUUCUACCAGCAAUUGUGGCGAGGUUGUCAAAUCUUCUGGUAUAACCGAGGAGAAUGCUAACUUGAAAAGGGAUGAAGUGAAAGAUAUGACAGAGAUUUUAGAUUCUGUUUUGGAAAUCAAAGGUGCUUCUGCCUUCUGUCGCAAGCAUGAUAGCCAGAAGCGAGCAAGGUAUAGGCAGUUAAUUCGAAGACACAUGGACUUUGAUGCUAUAAGGUCAAGAAUUAGCAACAAAACUAUUAAUACAAUGAUGGAGCUUUUCAGAGAUAUGCUUCUACUGGCCAACAAUGCUUUGAUCUUUUACUCCAAGAACACUCGUCAAUAUAAAUCUGCUCUACUAAUGAGAGACGUUGUCACCCAAAAACUGAAGGAGAAUGUCAAGUUUUUCAACAGGAGUGUUGUUAAUAUUAAUGUAUCGAAUUCUAUGAAAUUACCUGAUCACGAUCCAUCUGUGAAAGUUGAAACCGUUCACCCUGGUGACAAAAAGAUCGUGGUUGCAAAGGCAGGUGGUGGGAGCAAUCCCACGUCUGGGAUUUCACGCGGAGACAAGAAGCCUAGUAGGGGUAGUAAAGAGGAUUCCCCAUCUUCAGUAAAAUUGUUACACAUCAAGAAAGGUUUUGGUGGACCUAAAAAACUUGAACCUGCGACUCCGCUAAAGGAAAUGAAGGAAAAGAAAAGAAGGAGAACUAAGUAAUGAUGCCAAAGAUUUGGCUCUCAGACAUUCAAUGUAGGAAAUGCAGAUGGAACAACAUAUUCUAUUCAUGUGAUUUCGGGUCUUAACUUAGCGUCCCACUUUUCUGUUAGACUUUCAUGCAACCAUAAGGAAUUUGGACAAGUUACUUGAAACAUGUUUUGUGAAAAUAGUUGUAGAUUACAGCAACUACUAAUCUAGCUAGGCAAGUUUACUAGUAAAGUAGGUAGUUUUACAUAUGUUAGUGAAUCUUUUCUAGUUUGUAAAUGUGUUUUUUUUUUCUUUCAAACACAAGGAAUAUAACUUUAUAAAAUGGAGAAAGGUGAUAACGCAGCA
Molecule: messenger RNA, 2089 nt
Organism: Vicia villosa (hairy vetch)
Lineage: Eukaryota; Viridiplantae; Streptophyta; Magnoliopsida; Fabales; Fabaceae
Exons: 5
Coding region: 335-1756 (473 amino acids)
Cellular component (GO): NuA4 histone acetyltransferase complex
Molecular function (GO): protein binding
Source: RefSeq, a predicted model, not a curated record